AGAGAGAGCGAGUGAGCGAGCAUGUGUGUGAAAGAGAGAGAGAGAGAGAGAGAGAGAGAGGAGGGAUGACAGGAGAUGUGGUUGUUGCCGCGGCAGCAGAGCAGGACAGAUCUGAGACAGUAAAACAACACUCCUCCUCCUCCACCUUCUUCUUCUUCUUCUUUUUUAUUAUUAUUCCUGCAUCCUCCUGCGUCCGUCCGUCCGUCCGUCCCGCUUCCACCUGGACAAAAAAAAAAAACAACCUGCCUCUGCCUUCCUCAUCCUCCUCCACCUUCAUCAUCACCACCACCAACCAUCAUCCUCUUCCUCCUCAGCUGUGGACGGCCUUACAUGGACAUGGAGUAAAGGACCUGCCUGACGCCUCCUCCUCGCUCCUCAAAACAAAGCCGGUGUCUCUCCUCUAACACUAACACCCCGCCGACUUGAACAGGAGAGAAAGAGACAGUAAAACACAGAGAGAGAUAAAGGAAUAUUAGAGAGGGCAAAACAGCAAGCAAAAGCAGAAAGAGAAAGAGAAAGAGAGAAAGAGGGAGGCUGCAGAUCCAUAAUCUCCACAGCAGAGAAACACUUAGAGGGAGGGAGGCAACACAGGCGAUUCUGUCUAUCUUGCAACUUCAGGGACCAUCAUCACAAUUUAAUAAGAAUUUGAAAGGCUGCGGCGCUGCAACAAAUCUGUCUUCAGAGGGAGAGAGGGCGGGCGAGAGAGCCAGAGUCAAACAGAGAAAGAGAGAGAGAGGAAGCAGCGAGGUGGAGGCCAGACACAAACGCUUUAACGCUUUCCUACCUGGAUUUUUUUUUUGUCUUUUUGCUUUUUGUUGUAAAUCCCAGCAGCAAUAACCUGUGGCUGCAAUAUCAUAAAAUAACUUUAUUAUUAUUUGACAGAUAUUCUGCUGAGAUUUCAAGACGUGAUGUUUUUCUAUCGAGAGAAUCUUUGUUUUGAACUGGAACAUUUUGUUAUUUAGAGGAAUCCGACUGACAGCUGCUCGUAGGCUGAGGGUUUUUCAUCUGCAAUCGGAAAAACAUUCAAAAAAAGGAAUAUCUCUGAGAUUCCUGAGUUUCCAGGUUUUAAAAGUGUGAAUUUUACCCUGGAGAUUUGUUUUUUUAUUUUGGAAAGCAACGGGAAGCUCCUUCCUCGUCCGAAGACUUCUGAAAUUCAUCAGAAUAAAAGUCGGGCCUCGUACCUGUCAGAUGCAUCGCCCUUCCUGCUCCUUCACGGCGUUCUUUUCAUGGCUUGACACCUAACUGUCAUCUGACCCCUCCCUCCGCCCCUCCUCCUCCUCCCCCUCCUCCCCCUGUCAACAUGUCCGACCACCUCCUCUCUCGCUGCCCUGAGCACUUGAGGAAAUCAGGGCAGGAGAAGUGAGCGAAGAUUUUAGUUGAGGCACUCACCUAGGACUCAUUGGCUCCGCCCCCUCCCCAGAGGACAGAACUACGCUCUCUGCAGGUUGGGACGCUCUGAUGCAAGAUGGCAGCCGGCGUGGCGACGUGGCUGCCGUUUGCGCGGGCGGCGGCCGUGGGCUGGCUGCCGCUGGCCAAGAAGACGAUGCCCAAACCUCCUGUGGACAACUCGUCCAGAUCAGAUGAGAUCCUGUACGUCAAUGUCAGCGGGGUCAGGUUUCAGACGUGGAAGAACACUCUGGAUCGUUACCCUGACACGCUGCUGGGCUCCUCAGAGAAGGAGUUUUUCUACAACGAGGACACACAGGAAUACUUCUUCGACAGAGACCCUGAAAUGUUCCGACACAUUCUGAACUUUUACCGCACUGGGAAGCUCCACUACCCGAGACACGAGUGCAUCCAGGCCUUCGAUGAGGAGCUGGCCUUCUACGGCAUCGUGCCAGAGAUCAUCGGCGACUGUUGCAUGGAGGAAUACCGAGACAGGAAAAAGGAGAACCAGGAGCGUCUGGCCGAGGACACGGAGGCCAACGAGGCGAUGGACGCCCCCCUCCCUCCACACAGCACCUCCAGGGAGCGUCUGUGGCGAGCCUUCGAGAACCCUCACACCUCCACCAUGGCGCUGGUCUUCUACUAUGUCACCGGCUUCUUCAUCGCCGUCUCCGUCAUCGCCAACGUGGUGGAGACUGUCCCCUGCCGGCCUCCCAAGGGCAGCGUCAAAGAACUUCCCUGUGGGGAGAAAUACCAGCUGGCCUUCUUCUGCAUGGACACGGCCUGCGUGCUCAUCUUCACCUUCGAGUACCUGAUGCGUUUGUUCGCCGCACCCAGCCGCUGCAAGUUCAUGCGCUCUGUGAUGUCGGUGAUCGACGUGGUGGCCAUCAUGCCCUACUACAUCGGCCUGGUGAUGCCCGAGAACGAGGAUGUGAGCGGCGCCUUCGUCACCCUCCGGGUUUUCCGCGUCUUCCGGAUCUUCAAGUUCUCGCGUCACUCACAGGGUUUGCGGAUUUUGGGCUACACGCUGAAGAGCUGCGCCUCCGAGCUCGGCUUCCUCCUCUUCUCUCUCACCAUGGCCAUCAUCAUCUUCGCCACUGUCAUGUUCUACGCCGAGAAGGGCACCAAGGGCUCCACCUUCACCUCCAUCCCGGCCUCCUUCUGGUACACCAUCGUCACCAUGACGACGCUCGGGUACGGUGACAUGGUUCCAAACACCAUCGCGGGGAAGAUCUUCGGUUCGAUCUGCUCUCUGAGUGGCGUGCUGGUGAUCGCUCUGCCCGUCCCCGUCAUCGUCUCCAACUUCAGCCGGAUCUACCACCAGAACCAGAGAGCAGACAAGAUGAGAGCGCAGCAGAAAGUGCGUUUGGCUCGGAUCCGCAUGGCGAAGAAAGGAACAACCAACGCCUUCCUCCAGUACAAAGAAGACCGAGCGCUCGGGGACCGGGACAGCGACAGCACUGCUCUGUGUGUGAAGAACAAAUCAGCGUUUGAGCACCAACACCACCAUCUGCUGCACUGUCUGGAGAAAACCACGAACCAUGAGUUCACUGACGAGAUGACCUACAGCGAGCUGUGUAUGACAGAGUCCGUCGGCUUCAGGACCAGUCGCAGCACCUCCCUGUCGAGCCAGCAGGGGGCGCAGAACAACUCCACCGGCUGUUGCCCCCGCCGGGCCAGGAGGAGAGCCGCCAUGCGACUGGCCAACUCCACGGUGUCCGUCAGCCGAGGCAGCGUCCAGGAGCUGGACACCCUGCACGUCAAAACCACCUCCAUACCGCCACAAACUCGUUCCAGUCUAAACGCCCAGGCAGACGACCUGAAGCUGAACUGUGGAGAGCAAGAUUUCACCGCCGCCAUCAUCAGCAUCCCCACGCCGCCCGCCAACACGCCUGAUGAGAGCCUCCCCCCGUCGCCCGCCCCCAUCCCCGGCAUCCUGCGCAACACCCGCGCCACCGCCUACACCCACGACACCGUCAAAAUCUCCUCCUUAUAACCUCCGACCUCACCUGCAACCUGCAAACUCCCCCCGUCACCCACCCUGCUGCCCCACCUAUCACCCCCCUCCCCGUGAACUCUGAACUUUAAAAAUCCCUUUGAACCUCUGAUCCUGAACCAGGGGCGCUGCUAGUUAAGAUUUCGGGGGACAAAGACUACUCAGACAGAUAAUUUAGGUACUGCUGGCUGCUUUCAUUCCCUCUCACCAUUUUGUGGAUCAUGUGGAAUGAAUGGAGACAAAAUGGCUUCUCAUCUAGAGGCAAUGACACAAAAUAGCAUCCAAUAGGAGCUGGGAAAUCAAGGUCAAAUCAAAGGCAAGGACUCCUCCCUCAGACUUUCCUCAGAUUCACCCCCUCAUGCAUUCUAGACCCCAAUAAGCACUUGAUCCCUGCACAAUUCUAACCUUUGGACCUCAUUGCACAAACCCUGCGAAGGGUUCAUCCUUGACCGACAGUUGGAAAACAUGCCAGGACUUCCAAAGAAUGACGUUCAGCACCUCAAAACCAACUGAUGGACUGUGGUAAUUGGUUCCAUUUUGUGUCUCCAUUGAACAUUCUGGAGGGGUACAAAAUGGCAGCUGAGGAUGGUUGUCUUAUCUUGGAAUGGUGUCUUUUCAAAAGACAGGUCAAACGUCUUGGUCUUGUAGGACUGCUGACCACCAGAGGAUCAUUAAGACCAACUCAUCUGAGAUUGGAGAAUGAUGAGACAGAGAGGAACUGUAGACAACCAAACAACCCUCAGCGGCUUCAGGGGCUUUAGCUGCAAUUUUUUGAUUUCUUUAGAUGCUGGUUGUUGUGGGAAACAGGUGAUGUUUUUCAGGCCAAUCAAGAAAUGACACAUAUGGAUUGGUUCCUUGGCUUUAUUCUUGCAGCUCCAGACUGGAUCUUAGAGGCCUGAUUGCAGAGGAAACGUUGUUGGACCUCUUUUGCUUGAAAUGUCAGAGUUGUAGGUUUAAACCCCAACAAUGGAUCAUGAUGUCUUUGAAGAAGAUGGCGGAUGACUCUUUGUAUGAAUGAUGUCUUGACUGGCUCUAAAUCAGCAGCUGAAGACACUUAUUUCAGCAAAGAAAGAAAAUCAUGAGUGAGAACUCUUGAGCUUUUAUUUGAGUCCAGUUGCAGGAGGUAAGAGAACAUGAAAAUCUUGGAUCGAUCAUCCAGACGCUGCUGAAUCAUGUGAAUCUAGCACAUAAACCAAACUGAACUGGGUUUAACUGAUCUAUGCUGAGCCUGAAUACUGUUCACACAACUACACUGAGCUGAUGGCAACUUAAAGGAGCUGAACUGGGCUAAACCAAACCGGUCUAAGAAGAACUGGAUUUACCUGGUUUUCUAAAACGGGACAGAGGAGAGAGAAGGUUUAAAUUAGGGAUCCAGGACUGGAUUAAUCUGGUCUGAUGUGAACUGGUCUGGUCCGGCUGUAACUCAGACAUGUUUUUCAGUGUGACACUGACGCCCAGACCGGGAACGAAAGCCUUUUACUUUUCAAAAUAUGCAACAUUACAACAAGCAGGAAAAUAGCAUCAACAAAUGAACAGAAUAAUAAUAAUAACAAUAAUAAUGUGUGUGUUUAAAAACUACAGUAAUUAUUGCAGGGAACAAAAUGUAAAGCAACUAAGAAAUUCAUUUGUUAUGUGAUCUUUUCAGUGAGAGAACAUAACAAGUAUUCUGCAAUAGAUUUAAAUGGGAGAAGGAAAUGCAACGCUGAAAACUCUUUAGCAGUGAAACCAUGUUUGUCCUGAAGAUGUGCACUCUAGGAAACAAAACAAGGUUGUUUUCAGCACAUUGAUUAGGGUGGUAAAGAUCCACAUUACUUACAUCUUAUUUAUCUUUGACCCACAUUGACUUCAGCAGCGUCUUCAACCUUGAUAUAAAGCAAAACCUACUCAUGCCCUCUCAAGGACGAUCGUAACUAUUAUUGGCACUAAUAAAACAAAUAGUUCCAACACAAAAUUUUUCAAAUCAGUUUGAACACAAGCGACAUAGGCCUACUUAAUGUUGUUGUGUUUAUUCCUGGUGCCUCCACACAUGGAUGAAAAAAUGAGGAUAUCAUUUCAUUUUCCCACCAAAAACUGUCUUCUGUCUCCUUCUGUUUAGGCCAGCAGUGACAAUGUGGAAGUUCAACACCAACCAAGAGAAAAAUCAGACGUUUCAUUUGCAUUCAACCAAUGAGACUGUUUCUUAAAAGCCCUGCAAACUCUUCAUAACACACUUUGAAGAAAGCUAAAGUCUGUCCAGCUUCCUGUCUCUGUUCCACCAGCUUCUGUAAGUCAGUGCCGUCUCUCAGGCAGCAUUUCUUUCAUUGGUUUUUAUGAAAAGUAUCCACAUGUUCUUGUUUUUUAUAGGAUUCAGUUCAGUUCAGUACAACUUUAUUUAUGUGAGUGCAACUGUGUGCAGCAGCUCACCACCCAACAUAACAGAUCCACACAGUAGAUCCUGUUGUUGUUCCUGCUAAAAACAUUCAAUGGCUACAAGCUAAAAAAAAUGUUAAUAAUUAACUACACAUAACUAAACAGUAACAUAAAUCUCACUGAACAGAAAGGUAACAAGGUCGCACAUCAAUGCAUAAAGUAAAACCUAUGGGGUUGAGAUAAAUGUGGAUCCACUACAGCCGCUGUUAUUAGAGGUUAAAACAUUUAUCAGUUCAAUAAAGAUAAAGAUUAAUUUAAUUAAAAGAUUAAUUAAAUGUUAGCCUGCUAAAAACUGCAGCUGUUAAUUUCAGCUGUGUUCAGAGGUUUUCUUGUUUCUGGACCAGAACCUGGAGCUUCUGUUUUCACUUCAGCUCUGGAAUAAACCAGAUUACUGUUUCUCACUAGCUUUAUUUAACUGGCAGUUCACCAGCUAACUGGACAGCCCUGCGGGUAGUCACUACGUCACCAAGCUUGUAGCACCAUGUAUCUCCAACUUCCUGGUCUUAAAAUAUUUGUUAGAUCUUUGUUGAGGAGAAGGUUUUCAGAAGUCACUGUUCAAUACAGCAGCUCUCAUUUAUCAGAGACGAUGAACUUCAGAAAGAUAAGACGUUUGUGGAACAGAAGCAGCUUAUAAACAGGACAGAACUUUACUUUUCUCUGCAGACCUCUUUUAAAAUGCUCUUUUUUCAGAAAACAUUUAUGCUCUAAGUGGGAAGUUCAUAAUAUUUAGUGUCAGUAUCGUGUUGAAUAUCAACAUGAUACAAAGAUGUGCUGAAAAUGAUUGGCUAAGAGUCGCCAUCAGCAACAUGUGACUGAAGCUGUGAGUGUUUCAGCGAAGCGUUUCCUCGACCAUUCAGAAGCAAGUGUGAGUGAGUGACACACAGACAGGAGACAAGACGUACAUACUGUAACAUAUUUUGUAUCAUAAACUUUCACCUGCAUCUUCCAAUCAAAUCCCCCGCCCUCCCCCUCUCUCCCCCCGCCCCUCCCCAAAAAAAGACAAAAAAGAAGAAAAGAUAGAGCUGAAAGUCGUCGGGUUUCUGACUGGCGCUCCUCCGUGCAUGAGCCUCGUACAGUAGAAGUAGCACUACUGAUCAUAGGAAUUUAUCAACUGUAUCAGAGAAAAAAAGAGAAAAAAAAAAACACAACACAAAGGGGAAAGAAAUCUCAUCAUCCGUUCUUUUGCAUGACGACUUUUAUUUUGUUCUCUCCUAUCAGUCGUUGGUUUGUUUUCCUCAUCCCCCCCCCCCCCCCCUUCCCGAAACUUUUCAAGACGAGUGUUUGCACCACCGAGAAGUGUACGUUAGAUUACCGAGAAGAAAUAAAACAGAUUAUAUUAAUGAAUUAUUGAUUUCAAAACUAAAAAUCAUUCAGGCAUGUUCCUCGCCAGAAUGCAAAGUGUGUGUGAGAGAGUCGGCGGGUGUUUGUGUGUGUUUGUAUGAAUGUGUGUGUGUUUGUAUGAUGAGCAGUCACAAAUAUGCAUGGAUACCGUUAUAGGUAUUUUAUCUGUUUUCUCUGGCAGAGAGUCGAGUGAGAGGAGACUGAACUUCCUGUCUGUUCACCACACAGAUCUGUCACAGCUUCAUCAUUCAACAGUAUUGGAAAAACCCAAUCAAUACAAUCAUCCCUUUGACUAAUUAAUACCAUGAAAUAAUUCAUUUGCACCAAAUUUGUCUGUUGAGGUCCAUUUACUAGUUUCAUCCAGAGUUUUCAGUCACUUCAUCAGUGUAUGGAGGAAGCUUUGGAACAGUUGAAAGCUCCAGAGAAAGUUAGUGAGUGGGCCUUGAGUUACUGUUAUUAUUAGGACCCAGAAAACUCUUACCAACUGAUUACUGUGACUGAUCUGCAAUCAGAUUUAUGAUUGAUUAUCUUUACAUUGUGUGGUUUUGGGGAUGAAGCUGUGAUCAGGGAUGGAGAGUGGAAAUUGUGAAAAGCACAUAUGACGAGAAGAUCAUAUUAAUCAGAAUUCAGUAUUGAUUACUGAUUAUUUCAGUCAUAAUCACCAAAGAGUAACUUUUAAUUUUCAGAUUUUGUUAUUUUUAAAUAAUUUUUAAAGGAAAAUUAACAAUAAAAAGCAAAGAUUAAAACAUAUUAAGAAACAACAUGAUGCUCCCUCCUGUGGUGCAUUUGGGGACCCUGACCCACAGGUUGGAAACCAUAGCGUGUUAGCUUUCUCUUUUAGUGUCAAACAGCUGCUUUUGUUUUGAAAAUGUUGGAGUGAAGCAGCUGCUCAUCUGAACAACAGACGCUGCUCUGACAUGUAAAGGACACGUUGGUCUCAUUGAUGAAACAGGAGCAGUCAGACAGUGAAGUGAUGGACCGGGAUGUUCAGUCUCAGACAGAGUGAGGAGUGGUGAAUGAGUGGAGGAGAAAACAGCAUUAAAGCACAGAGGUGUAUAUUCCAUUCCACUAAUAAAGACAACAGAAACCAGAA
Messenger RNA from Lates calcarifer (barramundi perch), 8225 nucleotides. RefSeq names its product potassium voltage-gated channel, Shal-related subfamily, member 1 (gene kcnd1). Gene Ontology annotation, biological process: potassium ion transmembrane transport; protein homooligomerization. Bases 1466 to 3382 code for a protein of 638 amino acids. Gene Ontology annotation, cellular component: voltage-gated potassium channel complex; membrane. The record is from RefSeq and is a predicted model, not a curated record. NCBI's taxonomy places the organism in Eukaryota, Metazoa, Chordata, Actinopteri, Centropomidae. Gene Ontology annotation, molecular function: A-type (transient outward) potassium channel activity; protein binding. The transcript is spliced from 9 exons.